Trichogramma pretiosum is the source of this 1465-nucleotide messenger RNA. It is a transcript of the gene Alg14, whose product is annotated as UDP-N-acetylglucosamine transferase subunit ALG14 homolog. The coding region runs from base 814 to 1452 and encodes 212 amino acids. NCBI's taxonomy places the organism in Eukaryota, Metazoa, Arthropoda, Insecta, Hymenoptera, Trichogrammatidae. Gene Ontology annotation, biological process: dolichol-linked oligosaccharide biosynthetic process. The transcript has a single exon. Gene Ontology annotation, cellular component: UDP-N-acetylglucosamine transferase complex. The record is from RefSeq and is a predicted model, not a curated record.
AUAGCGCCGGCGGUGACUAUUUGGAAAGCUCGAGAAACAACGACGCCCUGAAGUUUCUAGCGAGGUUGGAGCGACUUUUGUUAAUAGUGGUUCAGUUAGCGACUUCUGAAAUACUGCCUUCUGCCUCGCACAUAGCGCGCGCACAGAGCCGGAGCCCACAAAGUUCGCAGCGCGAUACCCGAGGAGCAGGGAGGCAUGACGUCACUCAGCGAACUUUCGAGAAGCAGAAGCCGAGAGAAGCCCGAGGAACUUUUAUUAUCCCCGAUAUAUUAUACAUCAACGUCUGCUUCGAAUUGAGCGAAUUUAUUGUUUUUGAAUCUGCAAUGACACGAGGAUUUUAACGAUGUUUGAUUUGUUCGAAGAUGAAUGCUACUUGCUGAUGUCGUUUAUUUCACUCGUCGCGUUUCAAAUGAUACUUUUCGGUUAUUUUGUAAUAACGAUGUUUCAUUAAAAUUAGUUGGGAAAAAUUUGAGUACCGUUCAUUUUCCGGUUCAAUUAUCCGACCAUAAUCAAUUUCAAUGAAAAUAAUUUUGUAAAAAAUCGAUACUCGGAAAAUUCAAUUUUAAACUUUCGGAGCGCAAAUUUUCGCGCCGCCAUUUACACACGCCGGCGGAGUCGAAGAUUUUGCAACUCACUUCAGCUCGUUUAUCCACAUAAUAAUAACGAUAACCCGAUAUGCUUACAGGGGGGGCGUCUUCUGCUGCUGCUGCUACAUACAUCGACUGACAUAAACAAUGCGGCAUGGCCAGUGUCAUGUGAUGUUCCCGUAGUGCACACGGCGGUAACUUUUGUACUGUAUAGCACACUCGAGUCAUGGUGUUUCCUCUGAUCUGCGUACUCGUCUAUCCCGUCGUCGUUUUUGCCCUGAUCAGAGCCGCCUACUUGGUCGUCUUCGAGCACGGCAAGGGCUUGGGGAGGAGAGUCGCGCCGCGUCAUGCGCCCGCGAAAACUCUGAUAGUUCUGGGCUCGGGCGGCCACACCAGCGAGAUACUGCGCGUUCUCCGGCAUCUGGACAGGGCCAAUUACGCGCCGAGAGUCUACGUGCAGGCCCAGACGGAUCGCGUGAGCCGUCAGAAGGUCGAGGAGUUCGAGGGUGACUCCGAGGAUUACAGGCUGCACGCGAUACCGAGGAGUCGACGGGUCGGCCAGUCCUACUUGACGUCGAUCUUUACGACGGCGCGCGCCACUCUGCACGCGUUCCCGCUGAUUUUCCGCGAGAAGCCCGACCUGUUGCUGUGCAACGGACCGGGAACCUGUGUGCCGCUCUGUCUGGUGGCUCUGUUCUUCAACGCCUUGCUGUUCAGAGAGACGAAGAUCGUGUUCGUCGAGAGCUUCUGCCGAGUCGAGCGUUUCUCGCUGUCGGGCAGAAUUUUGUACUACCUGGCCAAUCACACGAUAGUCCAAUGGCCAAAACUCAAUGGUUCUAGGUAUCCUAGAAGCAUUUUCGUUUAGUUCCUCGAUUGAC